AUGGAUGAGGCCGGAUCCAUUUGACCAUCUAGCGCUUGGUCCAAAAACUCACCGGAGACGGUCAAAAGAAAAAAAAAAGAUUGCAGAGCUCCCGCGCAUCCACCGCAGAAAUGGCGUCGAAUACCACCGCCGGUUCAGAAGAACGGUUGAAGCUCGCCAUAGCUAUGGCUCUUCUUCGUUCUAAGAUCCUCAACAAACCUGACACUCCAUCUGCUACCCUCAAUUCCGAUGCUCUUAAAUGGAAACGCAAGGCGAAAGAGCGUAAGGAAGAGAUUCUUAGACUCAAACAUGAUCUCGACGAAGUUGAAGAUGGACUACAUCAUGAAUUAUUCCCGGGGAGUACAUCCUGCAGAUGCUAUUUCUUUGAAAAUAUGGGGAAAUUGAGCCCUGAUAAGAUCUCCGGAGAAGGAUUUGACGGGAGAUUUAAUGAUGUGUUACGCCGUAGAUUUCUUAGACAAGUGAGACUGAAGGAAAGAAGAAAAAGAAGAAGCGACGGUUCCAAACAAAGAUUAUUUUUACCUGAGUAUAUCGCUGAAGAAACUGAACAGCUUAGGGCCUCAGUUGAUUUUCUUGUGGAGCUAUGUGAUACUAUUUCUUCUGUAAGAGUGUGUUGGCCACCUAAUAAAUUGCAUUCUUCUGAUCCUUCAUUCUAUAUGUUAACUUUUCAUGUGAGCCAAGUCUUAUUUUCAACUUUUUACUCUCUACUUGCAUUAUUCUUGCAGCCGGAUGAUGCUAAUUUUGCAAACUGGUCACACCAAGCUGUAGACUUCAUUUUAGAUGCAAUCAAGAAUAUCUUGUCGAAGGGAAAAAAUAUUGACCCCGUAGAAGGCAUUGUUGGCAGCCUGUCACUGCGUUUAGUUAGAAAAAUGUGCACUACAUUACGAGGAAGUGGCCAUCAGGUUGACAAUGAUGCCCAGUUCCAUGUUCAGCACCUGCUUCGUAAGCUUGGAAGUGAGUCAUAUAUUGGACAGCGAGUGAUUCUUGCAGUUUCUCAAAGAAUCUCUUUACUAGCAGAAAAUUUGCUAUUUCUUGAUCCAUUCGAACCAACUUUUCCUGAAACGCAUAGCAGUCUGUAUGUUUUGAUCCAGCUUAUGGAGUUUUUGGUAUCAGAUCACCUAAUAAGUUGGUCCAAGACAGAUGGAUUUGCAACAGAGUUGUUUGAAGAGUGGGCGACUUCAAUCCUGCAUGCUCGAAAAGGAGUUGAAGUGUUGGAAAACAGGUGCGGGGUUUACAUAAUAUAUAUGGAUCGUGUAAUUGGGUUGGUUGGGAAAGUAGUGAGUCAGGUUACAUCUCUCCAGACCACAACCUCAACCCAAAUAUUCUUCAACCCCUAAAGCCAACAUUCUCUUUCACCAUAAUUGACUCCUCUUUUCCGUUUGGUUUUCUUUUGUUCAUGUACAUUUCUCUUUUCUCAAAAAAACCAAGUACAAAACAAUGUUUGAUAUUUUAGGUUGAAUAAUGCAUACACAUUGUAAUGUUUCAUUGGAAAAA
Molecule: messenger RNA, 1491 nt
Organism: Cynara cardunculus var. scolymus (artichoke)
Lineage: Eukaryota; Viridiplantae; Streptophyta; Magnoliopsida; Asterales; Asteraceae
Product: protein MULTIPOLAR SPINDLE 1
Exons: 10
Coding region: 111-1334 (407 amino acids)
Biological process (GO): meiotic spindle organization; meiotic DNA double-strand break formation
Source: RefSeq, a predicted model, not a curated record